This is a messenger RNA of Labrus bergylta (ballan wrasse), 1397 nucleotides long. Its product is annotated as TMCO1/EMC3 family protein. Lineage: Eukaryota; Metazoa; Chordata; Actinopteri; Labriformes; Labridae. Gene Ontology annotation, cellular component: EMC complex; membrane. Gene Ontology annotation, biological process: protein folding in endoplasmic reticulum. The record is from RefSeq and is a predicted model, not a curated record.
GAAGGAGAACCUGAACGUGUUUUGUCGCUACGAAGUUUAUAAAUGUGAGCGUCUCCACGUCACUCUGCUGUUUGAUCAGAGAGCGAUGGCGGGUCCUGAGCUCCUGCUGGACUCAUCCAUCCGGUUGUGGGUCGUCCUGCCCAUCGUCUUCAUCACCUUCUUCGUUGGGAUCAUCCGUCACUACGUCACUCAGCUGCUGCAGAGCGACAAGAAGGUCGACCUGGAGCAGGUUUCUGACAGCCAGGUGCUGCUGCGCAGUCGCAUCCUCAGAGAGAACGGAAAGUACAUCCCUCGACAGUCUUUUGCGAUGAGGAAACAUUACUUCAACAACGUCGAGACAGGUUUUUUCAAGAAUGUCAAAAGGAAGGUCAUCCCCAAGAACCCCAUGACCGAUACGAGCAUGUUGACGGAUAUGAUGAAGGGAAACUUGACCAACGUUCUUCCGAUGAUUGUAAUUGGUGGAUGGAUCAACUGGGCGUUCUCUGGAUUCGUCAUCACUAAGGUGCCAUUCCCUCUGACGCUGAGGUUCAAGCCGAUGUUGCAGCGAGGGAUCGACCUGCUGUCUCUGGACGCCUCAUGGGUGAGUUCUGCCUCCUGGUACUUCCUGAACGUGUUUGGACUGAGGAGCAUGUACAGCCUGAUCCUGGGACAGGACAACGCUGCUGACCAAUCACGGGUCAUGCAGGACCAGAUGACUGGUGCUGCCAUGGCGAUGCCCCCUGACCCCAACAAAGCUUUCAAGAGCGAGUGGGAGGCGCUGGAGAUCGUGGAACACAAGUGGGCACUGGAGAACGUGGAGGAGGAGCUGAUGUCCAGAGACCUGAACUUUGGAAACGUCUUCAGCCAGGACCUCAAGUCCACCACGUUCUGAAAACCAGCAGGAGCUGAGGGGCGUCUUGAGAGGCGUUCAAGAAGCCCGUCUUUGAACAGGACACUUCUGAAACAGACUUCACACAAAACCCCCAAAGAGAUCCUGAAAGUCUCCGUUUGGCCUUUUUCUAAGACGACUCAACUCAAGCUUCACAGAGUGCCUUCAAAACCCCCGAGUCCGGUCUCUGGGUACUCACUGUUUCAAAACACUGAGCCGCUCUCUCUGUCCUCCCAUUGUAGACCAGGUCCUGCAUGUUUUCAGUAAAACCAGCAAAUUGUAGACCAGGUCCUGGUGUGGCAGCAGACUGGUGUCUCUGGAUGCAGGAAUGAGACAUUUAAAGACCGCUGGGACAUUUGAGGAAGACAGAGUUCAUGUUGUUCCUGCAGGACGUCUGCACUGGUGACUGAGCUGAGGCGGUCCAAUGAGAGCGCAGCAGAUGAAUUAAAGGAUCCAAUGAGAGACCUGAUUGUGGUCUGUGUUUUAUUGUUUCACUGUUGUCAUGGUAAUAAACACACGUGACGCUGUU